AUGAUCUUCUCUUGGAGCACUACAACAACGUCGACAGUGGACGUCAAGAUCUCACCUGAGCUGCCAUGGCACAAGGAUGAUAUCUCCAACGUGAUCAAGUCUGCGUUUGCGAAGCUCGCCAUCUCCAACCACCAGGAGCAGGAGAUUGUGCACGACUUGCGAGCCACGGGCGCACUCACAGCGUCCUGGGUCGCCAUCGAUAACAAUACACAGCAGGUGGUUGGCACGAUUUUCCUGAGUGAGGUCAAGGUGGACGGACAGGUUCAGAGCCCCAAGUGGUACGGCAUUGGACCCAUUGCUGUAUUGCCCGACUUCCAGGGCAACGGGAUCGGCGCCAAACUCAUGCAUACGGCCAUUGAGCAUUGCCAGGGCCAGCUCGAUGCCGGUGGCGUCGUGUUGCUGGGAAACCCGGAGUUCUACAAGCAGUUUGAAUUCGUUCCCCGUCGAGACCUGUCGCUGAUGGGCGUUCCCUCUCAGUACUUUCAGGUUCGAAAGUUCCGAGGAGAGUGGCCCUCUGGAGAAGUCACCUAUGACGACGCCUUCAUGAGACACUCGUGGUGA
This is a messenger RNA of Yarrowia lipolytica CLIB122, 561 nucleotides long. NCBI's taxonomy places the organism in Eukaryota, Fungi, Ascomycota, Dipodascomycetes, Dipodascales. The record is from RefSeq and is a predicted model, not a curated record.